AUGGUUGACGCUGCCUACCGUAUUGCCGGCAAGAAUGAGUACUACAUUUUCGCAGGCCGGCACUACGGCCGCGUCAAGAUGACACCCCCCGAUCAUGAGAACCUUGUCUCUCGCCCAAAACUAAUCACCAAGGGCUGGAAUACUCUCAACAAUAGUGGAUUUGGCUGUGUGAACACUGUCGUCCCCGUUCCAGGCCAUGAUGAUCAGCUUUAUGUAUUCUUUGGAGGCCGAUAUGUCCAUAUCAGGCUCGACAACUACGAUGACAGCUUUGUUAUCGAUGGAGCACACUCCAUUGAAUCUGGAUGGAAAGCUCUCGUUCAGACAGGAUUCGACACUGUGGAUGCUGCACUCAAAGUACCGGGAAGUGAUACCGAUAUCUAUUUCUUCCGCGGCUUACACUAUGUUCGCAUGAACUGUUCCUCUGGCAAGCUGACGGGCAAAGUUACUCCAAUCAAAACAGGCUGGCCAAGCAUCGUCAAAGCUGGAUUUGAUUGUGUCGAUACAAUGGUUUCCAUCAUAGACCAACCCGGCCAUUACUACGUAUUCUGCGGCAGUCAGUAUGCAGUGAUCAGACUAGACAACGCUGGACACGACACCCUUAUUUCGGCCGCGAAGCCAAUCAGUGAUGGGUGGACCUCGCUGGAUGACUGGGUUUGA
Penicillium salamii is the source of this 657-nucleotide messenger RNA. Lineage: Eukaryota; Fungi; Ascomycota; Eurotiomycetes; Eurotiales; Aspergillaceae. The record is from the annotation of a GenBank genome assembly.